AUGAGGCACUUGAUCAUCCUAGAUGGCAACAAGCCAUGGUUGAUCAUUAAGAAUGCAUUUACUAAUGGUGAUCUAGAAGAGGAGAUAUACAUGGAGCAACCUCCUGGGUUGUUGAUCAAGGGAGGGGGGUCUGGGUUAGUUUAUAAAUUACGUCGUUCUCUCUAUGGCUUGAAGCAAUCACCUCGAUCUUGGUUUGUUGGAGUUGUGAGUCAAUUUAUGCAAAAUCCACAUGUUGACAAUUCGAAUGCAAUGAUUCACAAUGCAAUGAUUCACAAUGCAAUGAUUCACAUUCUCAUAUACGUAAAAGGAAACCCAAGAAGAGGAUUGUUGUAUGAGAACAAGGGAAACACUCAAAUCGAAGGAUAUUGUGAUGUAGAUUGGGUUGAUUGUCCAAUUGAUCGAAGAUCUACUAUAGGAUACUGUGUUUUACUUGGAGGGAACCAUGUAUCUUGGAAAACGAAGAAACAAAGUGUUGUUGCUCGAUCUAGUGCUGAAGUUGAAUAUUGA
Vigna umbellata (rice bean) is the source of this 507-nucleotide messenger RNA. The record is from RefSeq and is a predicted model, not a curated record. NCBI's taxonomy places the organism in Eukaryota, Viridiplantae, Streptophyta, Magnoliopsida, Fabales, Fabaceae.